Messenger RNA from Erpetoichthys calabaricus (reedfish), 1484 nucleotides. Its product is annotated as putative potassium channel regulatory protein. Gene Ontology annotation, biological process: negative regulation of delayed rectifier potassium channel activity; protein homooligomerization. Gene Ontology annotation, cellular component: endoplasmic reticulum. Lineage: Eukaryota; Metazoa; Chordata; Cladistia; Polypteriformes; Polypteridae. The transcript has 2 exons. Bases 184 to 999 code for a protein of 271 amino acids. Gene Ontology annotation, molecular function: protein binding. The record is from RefSeq and is a predicted model, not a curated record.
ACUUUAAACGUGGAUCAUGGCACACCUUAGCAACUACACGAGCUGUUUGUUUAAUAGGUCUUAACAACGCCACUGUGGCAAAUACUUAAGCGUUACAUUAUUCUAAAGCCUCGAGGUUCAGAUUGAAAAGGAAAUACAAGUACGCUGGUGUAUCUUGUCAUUUAACGCCAACUUAACGAAAAAAUGAGCAACCAAGAAGUUGUCACUAUAAACGUGGGAGGCCAAAAAUUUACAACGGUUGUUACUACAUUAAAGAGAUUCCCGGAGUGUAAACUCGCGCGUAUGUUAGAUGGGAGCGAUCCCGAAAUUCGCAUCAUUAAUGGACAGUUCUUCAUCGAUCGAGACGGAGAUUUGUUCAGAUUUAUCCUAGACUACAUGAGGACUCGGCAAGUUUGCAUCCCUCCGGACUUCACGGAAUACGAAGCGCUGUAUCGCGAGGCAGAAUUCUACGAACUCCGGACUCUCGCGGAUGUGCUUAGCAAAGACUCGAUCCGACCUAGAGCGGAGAUACUCGAGGUUCGCUUCUCACUUCAGGAAACGCACUCAUUCUUCCGGAUAUUCUGCUCUUGCAGCGGCACAAUCGAAAUGCUGGCUGCAAGAAUAUCUCUUCUGGUAGACCAGACCGCUGGUAACUGGACGUACGCCUAUCAGCCCACGAAACCUAUGGCUCCAGUGCCGCUGCAGCGGCCUUCUCAUCAUGACUUAGUGUUCCAGUGCGGUAAUGAUAUUUCCGCUGGAGAGGAAUUCGCGGCGAGAUAUGUGACAAUCCAACCAGACGAAAGGAGACUUAUUAACGGUACCAACGUGCUUGGUUUGCUAGUGGACAUACUACUGAAAGAGGGUUUUCGACUAUUGAGCACGAGAACAGUUUCAUCGGAGGAAAAGGUGGAGUGUUACACAUUUGAGAGGGUCAAGCGCCCUCAGAUCUCAACAAUCGCGGGUGGACACAGCACGGAGAACCUGCAGUCCAAGCAUGUCAAAUCCCAGCGGAAAAAAUGAAACAUUUAGAAGUUAUAGGGCAGUCACUAUUAUACUCUUUUUAGCAAUUAUAUUUGAUCAUUAAAAAAAAAAAAAAAAGGAUCGCCAGCAAGUCUUCCCGUUUCCCAGAAGGGGGCGACGCCGCAUUAUCUGUUGGAAACGUUUCUCAGACUUACACGGAUUUGUUUUUUUCUUGAUCUACUAUACCAAAUUGUGCACCCAAAAAUUCAUGACCUCAAAUCCAUAGUUGAUUUUAUGACAUGAAUCACAGCAGUGUUUGACGAUGCUUUCGUCAUAAAUUUCCCCGAGCUUACAGUUCAACAUUGGGAAGCAGCUGGAAGUGUCCUCAGAACGCAUUUGGUAAUAUGUGUUUAGAGCAAAUAUUUUUAGUUAAACAAUAUGGCAUCUUUAAUUUUUACGGUAUACAAGUAUUACAAGUAUAGUUUUUAUUACUGUCAGUAAACAACAACACAAUCUAUUUAUGUAUUAAAGUGCCUUUAGUUAUA